Messenger RNA from Helicoverpa zea (corn earworm), 2792 nucleotides. Its product is annotated as sodium- and chloride-dependent glycine transporter 1-like. The record is from RefSeq and is a predicted model, not a curated record. Gene Ontology annotation, cellular component: membrane. Gene Ontology annotation, molecular function: glycine transmembrane transporter activity. The coding region runs from base 120 to 2054 and encodes 644 amino acids. Gene Ontology annotation, biological process: sodium ion transmembrane transport. The transcript has 12 exons. Lineage: Eukaryota; Metazoa; Arthropoda; Insecta; Lepidoptera; Noctuidae.
AGUCGGCGUGUGUUGUACGGUGUGACACAAUAGUAGAACAAGUCGUGAAGUGUGGUGUGAUGAGCGAGAGUUUAGUGCUAAAUUUUAUAUAAAGCUUAUAUUUAUGCGUUAAAUUCAAUAUGGCUGGCAGUGACUACAAUAUUAAUAAGACCGAGGCCAACGGGAAGCCAGCAAAUGGUCAAGCCGUGAACGAUGCGACACCCGAAAGAGCAUCUUGGGGAAGACCAUUAGAGUUCAUUUUAGCUUGUCUUGGUUACGCAGUGGGUUUGGGCAAUGUUUGGAGAUUCCCCUACCUCUGCUACAGAAAUGGUGGUGGUGCAUUCUUAAUCCCAUUCUUCCUAAUGUUAAUAUUAAUUGGUCUUCCGAUCUUCUAUCUCGAGUUAUACAUUGGUCAGUUCACCGGCAUCGGACCAUUACAAGCGUUCAGUGCCAUAUCCCCGUUCUUCAGUGGUUUGGGCUACUGUACUUUAGUCGUCAUUUCCAUUAUAUCCAUAUACUAUAUGAUUAUAGUAGCCUGGACUCUGUUCUAUACGAUUGUGUCUAUCGCGGGCAACCUGGAUUGGGGGUCCUGCGAGAAUGAUUAUAAUACUGACGCUUGCUACAGUGGGGAGUAUGACAGUAACUGUCGAGUGAACAAUGUUGGCCUUGCGACUGAUCUUACUUACUACAUGCGGGAGUGUAUGAGUAUUGGACAGAUUUGCAUCGACACUGGCUUCCAGCCAUAUGAUGGACUUUACUGCUUGAAUGGAACUGAGACUGUACCCUGGUAUAGCAAUGUUACCAGGACUUUGGCUGCUGAAGAGUAUUACAAUGAACGUGUGCUGGGCCGAGGAGAUGCUACCUGGGAGAACUGGGGCUCCAUCCAGUGGCAUUUAGUUGGUUGUCUAGCAUUGUCUUGGUUCGUCGCUUUCUUAGUUGUUAUUAAGGGAGUCCAAUCUGCCGGCAAGGUAGUCUACUUCACUGCAUUAUUCCCUUACGUGAUGUUGACUGCUCUUCUGGUCCGAGGAGUUACACUCGAGGGAGCAGCUGAUGGAAUCCUGUUCUAUCUGUCACCUGAUUGGGAAACUUUGCUCGAUGCUCGCGUUUGGGGAGAUGCUGCUUCACAGAUCUUCUAUUCCUUCGGUGUGGCUUGCGGAUCUCUCGUGACCUUGGCUUCCUACAACAAGUUUACUAACAACUGUCAUUUUGACGCAGUCUUCGUCAGUUUCGCUAACUUCCUCACUUCUAUCUACGCUGGGUUCGCUAUCUUCUCCGUGUUGGGCUUCCAGGCUCAGAAAAUGGGUGUGAGCAUUGAUAUGGUGGCUGAACAAGGUCCAGGGUUAGCUUUCGUGGCGUACCCAGAAGCUUUACUGCAGAUGCCUAUCGCCAGGAUGUGGUCUAUCCUGUUCUUCUUGAUGCUCUUCAUCUUAGGAUUGGGAAGUCAGUUCGCUGGAAUUGAAGCCAUAAAUACCGCCAUUGUGGACAGGUGGCCUCAACUUAGGAAGAAUUAUUGGAGGGUGACUGCGUUCACAUGUUUCACAUGUUUCAUCUUGGGGAUUCCGAUGUGUUUCAGCGGUGGCGUGUACUUGUUUACACUCCUAGAUUGGAACACAGCCUCUUGGGCCAUCCUGCUGAUUGGUAUGGCUGAGUGUGUGGCGGUCUCUUGGAGUUACGGCAUCGACCGCGCCAUGAAGGAUCUGGCUUCUAUGGGAAUGCCUCUGAACAAAGUCCUCAGAUUCUACUGGAAAGCCGUAUGGACUGUCACUGUUCCUGUUGCUAGUAUUGCUAUCCUAGUAUUCAUCUUCUACGACUGGACCCCUCCUUCAUAUGAAGGCUAUCAGUUCCCUCUGUUCGCUGACCUAUUGGGCUGGGCUGUUGGCUUAUCAACUCUAGUGUUAUUCCCUGUUGGCGUUGGAUGGGCCUGGUACCAUGGAUACCGUGGCAAAGAGCUAUUCACACCAACAGACGCUUGGCAGCCAGCGAACAAGGCCUUAAUAGCCCCAAGGUCUGACUCCAUAAUGACCAUGGACUCCUUACACCAGGGACCUUACGACAACGUCGGCUACAUCAUGUGAUCAUCAAAAAUCAAAUAUCGUAAUAAUUCAAAACUAUUACGAGUAUCUAGUCAAGUGAAUUUGGUUGUACACGACCGAACUCAAAAAGCUAUCAUAAGGUUCAAAGCACACAGUGGAAGAGAUUCUGGAAAUAUAGUUUAUAGCAUACAUUUUUUUGUCAGGUUCUGUAAAUAUCGGAAAAAAUAAGAAAAGAACGUUAGUAGCCAAAUAAGGGUUUUCAAUAAAACAUCAUCAAUUAUGGAUCUAUUUGCACAGAAUGUAGAUAAAAAUAAAAAUGUUUUAAAAUAAUUCUUUAAACAUAAACAGCUUUAAAAUAAGCUGCAAUGCAUGACAUGUGUAGCACGCAUGGCCAUGUUACAGAUCACUUGAAAGUGAUCGACAGUUUUGCUGGCGUGUGUUUUGAACAAAAUAGAUAUAUGAAGCUUUGAGCGAGGUUGUUGUGAAAAUGUGUUGUUUGUAAUCGAUCUGAAAGGAUUCGUAUUGUUUAAUCAUUGUGCUAAGGGAUUAGUUACUACAUAUGAUACGAGAAGACUCUUUCAAGCGACCAAAAUAUUGAUUCAAGGAAUUUACUCUAAAAAUAAAAAAUACGCUGUCGCAGUUUUUUUGUUUCUUAAAACGUGUUAAAAAAUAAAGUAUAGAAAAAAAAUGAAAUGGCAAAAUUAAACUGAUUGACAGGCAUUUGUUAAUAGAGAGCCAAUGACAUGACUAAUGGAAAUAAAUAAUAAAAACAGCUUUCGU